AUGUCGACUAUAAAACCCCUCGCGACCUUUACUCCGGCCUGCACUGCCCGCACCUGGUCCUCUCAGCCACACCCUCACCUCCCCAUCCUCGCAACAGCGUGUUCCGACAAGACGGUCCGAAUCUACGACUUGAAAUCCUUCACCCAGCAGAGCGUCAUCAGCGGAGGCCAUAAGCGAAGUGUGAGAGCUGUCGCUUGGAAGGACACCGGCAAAGGCGAGAGUGGAGGAGAAAGUGUACUGGCGACGGGAUCUUUCGAUGCGAGCGCAGGCAUUUGGAAGAGGUGGGAGAACGCACAACGCGCGGCAGGGAAGCAGCAGAGCAAUGGAGACACAGACGGCGAUGAGAUUGACUUUACGGGAGGUCUCGCCGGAGGGAAUGCUUCGGAUGAUGAGGAAGACGAAUGGCGCCUUGAAGUGAUCCUCGAUGGUCACGACUCGGAAAUCAAGUCCCUCGCUUUCUGCCCGACCGCACCUUUACUUGCGACCUGCUCACGCGACAAGUCUGUUUGGAUAUGGGAGGAGCUGGAUGAUGGGGAGAAUUUCGAGACGAUGGCUGUGCUGCAGGAUCAUGAGGGGGAUGUCAAGUGCGUGGCGUGGCAUCCGACGGAGCAGUUGUUGGCUAGUGGGAGUUAUGACGAUCGAGUCAGAUUGUGGAGGGAGGACUCGGAUGAUUGGGCUUGUUGUGCGCUGCUGAGUGGGCAUGAGGGCACGGUGUGGUUUGUCGAGUGGGAGCCGACGGUGAACGUGGGCAAGGUGGGAAGUGACAAGGAGGACAGGGAACGAGCAGGACCGAGACUAUUGAGCUGUUCGGAUGAUACCACGAUCAGAGUAUGGAGGCGACGGCCGAGGGAGAAGAAAGAUGGCGCAUUGGGACAAGGCAAGGUGGCGAGUAUAUGGAAGAACUCGGAAUUUGAGGAGGAUUGGUUCGAGGAGGAUCGGUUGCCUAAGGUACAUGAACGACCGGUGUAUUCGGUUAGCUGGAGUGCGAAGAGUGGAUUGGUGGUCAGCACAGGGAGUGAUGGAAAGAUUGUGGUGUAUCGGGAGGUGGAAGUGAGUGGGAAGGAGGAUGUCGAGAUGAGUGAUGAUGCGUCGCCGCCGAGUGCUUCAUCGACGAAGUGGGUGGUAGUGGCGGAAUGGGAGAACGCGCAUGAUGUGUUCGAGGUCAACCAUGCUGUGUGGGCUCCGAGGGUCGAUAAGGGCAAGCGCUUCGAGGAUGAAGAGGUCAUUGUCACUACUGGUGAUGAUGGAGAGGUAAAGCGCAAGGCAGGGCAGAGCCGGCACGAAGGCAUCGUCCAAAGUACCAAAGCGCGCACCAUCGAGACGUCUGCGAGAGUGCGAUGCGCACCUCGACAGCUGGCAUCGGAACUUCGCGGUGCAGCAAUGAGACCGUCUUGA
Messenger RNA from Zymoseptoria tritici IPO323, 1395 nucleotides. RefSeq lists its product as uncharacterized. The record is from RefSeq and is a predicted model, not a curated record. NCBI's taxonomy places the organism in Eukaryota, Fungi, Ascomycota, Dothideomycetes, Mycosphaerellales, Mycosphaerellaceae. The transcript is spliced from 2 exons. Gene Ontology annotation, molecular function: protein binding. Gene Ontology annotation, cellular component: cytosolic [4Fe-4S] assembly targeting complex. The coding region runs from base 1 to 1395 and encodes 464 amino acids. Gene Ontology annotation, biological process: iron-sulfur cluster assembly.